Messenger RNA from Symbiodinium sp. CCMP2592, 492 nucleotides. The record is from the annotation of a GenBank genome assembly. NCBI's taxonomy places the organism in Eukaryota, Dinophyceae, Suessiales, Symbiodiniaceae.
AUGGACGGUUGCGAACGCCUUCUAGCGGCUUGCCGGAAUGCAGGUCUGACCAUUGCGCACAGUCGGUCUCAUCGCUACGGCUCCGUGGUGCGGGAUGACCUCGUUGGCACGGCUGACGAAGGGUACGAGCUCCAUCCACGGAUGAGAGCCCGUGAGGGUGAGAUCGUAGUCGACAAGUGGACAUACGGUGCCUUUGCGUCUACGUACUUGGAGCGAGAGCUCCGUGCUCGAGGUGUCAGGCGGAUUUUGCUGUGCGGUGUGCUGACCAACGUCUGCGUCUUCGCAACAGCUUCGCAGGCUGUCGAUCGCUUCAUCCCGGUUUGCCUUGUCGAGGAUGCGUGUGCAGCUUUUCAGACAGACUGGCACCAGAAGGCGCUGACGCUCAUCAACGAGCCCCAGACGCAACCGGGGCACAAGCGAGGCUGUGGCCUCUACUUCGGGGAGGUCACACAGGUUGAAAAAGUGGAGGCCGCUUUGAAAGACAUGAAGUAG